AUGUCUGCUAUUCCUGAAGAAGCUAACGUCUCCAUUCUGAACAAAAACGAAAAGAAGGCCAAGGACCUUAUCAUCAAGUUGGGUUUGAAACAAUUGCCUGGUAUCUCAAGAGUUACUUUCAGAAAGAAGGACAACCAAAUCAUUGCCAUUGACCAUCCUGAAGUCUACAGAUCUGCUGGUGGUAACUAUGUUGUUUUCGGUGAACCAAAGGUUGACAACUUCACUCAAAAAUUAGCUGCUGCUCAACAACAAGCUCAAACUACCGGUGCCAUCCCAGCUGCUGGUGAAGCUAGUAAAAACCCAGAAGACAUCAAAAAGGAUAUGCAUGUCGCUGCUGCUAACCCUGAACAACCUCAAAAGGAAUUGGGUGACGAUGAAGAGGUUGACGCUACUGGCGUGAACCCAGAUGAUAUUGAAUUGGUUGCCGAACAAGCCAAUGUUCCAAAGAACAAGGCAACCAAGGCUUUGAAAGAUCAUAACAAUGACAUUGUUAACGCUAUCAUGUCGCUGUCCAAAUAG
Zygosaccharomyces rouxii is the source of this 519-nucleotide messenger RNA. It is a transcript of the gene EGD2, whose product is annotated as Egd2p. Gene Ontology annotation, cellular component: nascent polypeptide-associated complex; cytoplasm. Lineage: Eukaryota; Fungi; Ascomycota; Saccharomycetes; Saccharomycetales; Saccharomycetaceae. Gene Ontology annotation, biological process: protein targeting to membrane. Bases 1 to 519 code for a protein of 172 amino acids. The record is from RefSeq and is a predicted model, not a curated record. The transcript has a single exon.